UAACAUAUGUUGCUGAUCAUGCUCUCUGACUGAAAAGAUUGGCAUCACUUUCUUCAUCUCUAUAUCACCCACAGGCGGGAUGAUUUUGAGGUAUAAUCAUUUGCUGAUGCAAUUCUCAUGGAAUGUUCUUGCUGUUUUUCAUUGACGUGAUCCUAGCUUGGGACAAAACCUUCAGCUGGUUUAACUGCUAAGGCGCGGGCACAAUGGCAGCCAAAAAGCCCUUAAUGAAAGUGCUGAAAAAGCGUCGUUCUAGUCUUUUUGCGAGUGUGAAACGGGACCUGAGCUUUUCGCAGAGCACAGAAGAAGAAGAGUAUGUAUUCCCCUUUUCACAAGACAGCUCUGUAAAACCAUGGACUUCAAUGGAUGACCUUGACAGUCCUGUUGGAAGAAAAAUAAAGAGGGAUGAUUUGCCAAACCCAAGAAGAUCAAACAUUGUCAACCUAAAUAUAGGAGGAAAGGUAUUUCACAUUCCAAAGCAUCUGGCUCUCCGGUAUCCAAAGACCAGGAUUGGAACCAUUGCUCUGUGUGAUGAUCCAGUGAAGCGGCUCACUCUCUGUGAUGAUUAUAAUGUUGUGAGCAACGAGUUCUUCUUUGACAGGGACCCUAUGUUUUUCCAUUACAUAUUUCACUUCUAUUGCAGCAAUGUGCUUUGGGUGAUGGACAGCCUCUGUCCUAUCAACUUUGAGGAAGAGAUGUCAUUCUGGGGGCUGAGGCUGAAAGACACUCCAAGAUGCUGUCGAAUAUUGUUUGAGGAGAAGGUAGAUGACAUCAGAGACCAGCUGAAGGUUAACCAGGAGCUGAUUGAUGAGAUUAAACCUCACCAGGAUGACGAAUGUUACAAGACCAUGUUUCUUGGAGGAUUGCGAAAGUGUCUAUGGGACUUGAUGGAGAACCCAUACUCCUCACUACCAGCCAAAGCCUUUGCUGUGUUCUCCAGUCUUUUUGUCCUCAUCUCCAUUGUUGCCAUGACAAUGAAUACAGUCCGUGAACUUAGGGAAUACAAAGUUGGAGGCAAAACUUUCAUGGAAUGGGUGGAAAUUUCUUCCAUCCUCUUCUUCACUCUAGAAUACUUUUUGCGGCUGGUUACCACAUCAAACAUCAAACAUUUUUUGAGGAGUGCCCUCAAUUUUGUUGAUGUGGUGGCUGUCAUGCCCUACUUCCUCCAGAUCAUCUUUGAAACAUUUGUUAUUGAUGCAGAAGAUGUUAGUGGACAAGAAGAUCUGAAAGCCAUGUCAAGAGUCAGUAAGGUCAGCAAGGUGCUCAAAGUGGUCAAACUGAUGCGCAUCUUCCGUAUCCUGAAACUUGCUCGUCACUCCACUGGCAUGAGGGCCUUUGGUUUCACCAUCCGUCAGUGCUCUGAGCAGGUAUGCUGUCUGUUUCUGUUCAUCGCCAUGGGCAUCUUCAGCUUUUCUGCUCUCAUGCAUUCGGUGGAGGUAGACCAGCCUGGGACACCAUUCAGCAGCAUACCAGAUGCUUGGUGGUGGGCUGCGGUGAGCAUCUCUACUGUGGGUUAUGGAGAUGUUGUUCCAGUCUCUUAUCUUGGCCGCUGCGUGGCAUUUGGCUGCAUCUCUUUUGGCAUCAUCCUUAAUGGAAUGCCCAUCUCCAUUCUGUUCAACAAGUUCUCUGACUACUACGCCAAACUGAAGGAGCAGGAAUACACAUUUUCCAACACAGAGCGCACAUUCCAACUCCGGAAACGCCUUAGGCGUAAGUUUGACCGCUGCUUUGAACCUUCACCUGAAGACUCUGAUGAUGAGAUUCACUAUCGACCCAGUGGAAGACAUACUGAGUUUGACUACGAUAUUGAUGAUUGAGACUUUCCGCCUAAAUAAUCUCUAACCCAAAAUGGCCUUAUCACUUAUGGGUCUGGAAAGUUUUAAGACCCCUUCUGCCUGGAUUGCUGAGCCUACUGAGCUGAUCUGAUUCAUCUCGUGGCUGGACACACACAGCACACAGACAUGAAAGCUUUAAGCAAUGUCUUUGCAAUUGGUCCCCCUAAAUGCUUUGGGUGACAGAUCAUUCUUCUGUCAGGUGGACUGGGUUCCUCUUCUAGACAGCCUGUUAUCUGCUUCCAAGGAUAGCCCCGUCUGCAACUAAAGCUGACUAAAUGGAAAUAGAUGUCAAGGAUUUCAAGUUCCAACAUUACACAAUAAAUAAAGCAGUGUUAAACCAUG
Molecule: messenger RNA, 2174 nt
Organism: Girardinichthys multiradiatus
Lineage: Eukaryota; Metazoa; Chordata; Actinopteri; Cyprinodontiformes; Goodeidae
Product: potassium voltage-gated channel subfamily V member 2
Exons: 4
Coding region: 204-1814 (536 amino acids)
Biological process (GO): potassium ion transmembrane transport; protein homooligomerization
Cellular component (GO): voltage-gated potassium channel complex; membrane
Molecular function (GO): delayed rectifier potassium channel activity
Source: RefSeq, a predicted model, not a curated record